AUGAAAAAAACUACAACUUUACAAUCUGAUUAUUCUAAAUCAUCUUUCUUUAAUGAUGGAAAGCAGAUUUUUUGUAAUUCUCCACAUCUUUCAAUGGAGUUUACACAAUUUGGAGCUUUUAUUAUGAAAUAUAAUAAUCGUCAACAACCUGUGACUAUAUUUUUACAUGAAUUCAUAAUGAAAAUAGUCGAGGAAGUAUUGAUUUUAUAUAUAAAAGAAAGGUGAAAGACAUAUCAACCUAGAGAAUAUCUGUGUUAAAAAGACCCUACACUAAAAAACAUAGUAAUUAGGGUUAAGAUUAAGUAAAAAUGGACAGUUUAUAGAGUUUUUUGGGGAAAUAAUGGAAUUGUGGAAAAUAAUAAAAAAAUUUGUAAUCCAAACUGACUUCUAGUUAAAAUACAAAUUAGGCUAAAAGUUAGGGGAAGGAUAUAGCUCAUCAGUAUAUAUUAAAAUGAUUUUAGGUUUUUAAGGCUUUUAAAAUCAUAAAUGGAUAAAAAGUAGCUGUAAAAAUUAUAGAUAAGAGCUUAGUGUAAAGAAACAAUGCUAGUGAAAGAUAAUAUCUAAUUAAUGAGAUAGCAGUUCUUCGAUAAAUCAAUCACAAUAAUUUACUUAAACUACAUGAAAUAUUUGAAUGUGAUGAUAACAUUUAUAUCGUUUCAGAAUUGUUGGAGGGAGGAAAUUUGAAAAAUUCAUUAUUUAAGUUUCGAUUUUCUGAACAAGAAACUAUAAUAUUGAUGGAAACCUUAUUUUAAUCUCUAAAUUAUCUACAUGAAAGGAAUAUAUUUCAUUAAGACAUUAAAUUUGAUAAUAUUCUUCUAAAAGAUUAAUAAGAUUUAACUUCUGCCUGUAUAAUCAACUUUGGAAAAUCAGAAAUCAUAUCAUAAAAACUUUUCAGCUCUAAAAAUCUGAAUUGCUCUGAUUAAACUACAGUCACUCAAUAUUUUAGAAAAAAGGAUAUUUUAGCUUUAGGCAUCGUAAUUUACAGUAUCUUCUCAAAGAAAUAAUAUUAAGAAACUCAAAUGUUAGAUGAAUUAUUAAUGAAAAAUUAUGAAAAUAUGGGUGAUUUAGAAUUUUUAGAAUUAAAACCUUCUUUGUUAUAGUUUUUUUAAAUAUUCUUCACUUAAAAAGGCAGAAUUUAAAUGGAUUCUAUAAAAUGUUCAGAUAUUUUAAAUUUGGAUGUAUUCAACCUUACAAAUACUAGACGUACAUCCAAAAUUUAGGGUGUUCCUCAUUAAAUUAAUAAUGAUUUUAGACGUACUUCUAGAUUUGCUCCUAGAAAUUCGUAAAAAGACCAUUAAUUAAUCACUAAUUUUUAAAGAAAUCUAAAAUUGCCAACUAUUUAGGAUUCUUUAGACUAUAAAAUCAAUCAAAAUAGUUCUUAUAGUCCAUAAACAGAAAAAUGUAUAUCAAGUAGAAUUUAUGAUGAAUAAGCAAGUUCUUUAAGACCUAGGUAUAGUUUGUUAAAAAAAUGCUUAAGCCCAAAUAUCUGA
Molecule: messenger RNA, 1490 nt
Organism: Paramecium pentaurelia
Lineage: Eukaryota; Ciliophora; Oligohymenophorea; Peniculida; Parameciidae
Source: the annotation of a GenBank genome assembly